This is a messenger RNA of Cyclopterus lumpus (lumpfish), 2415 nucleotides long. Its product is annotated as WD repeat-containing protein 78-like. Gene Ontology annotation, molecular function: dynein heavy chain binding; dynein light chain binding. NCBI's taxonomy places the organism in Eukaryota, Metazoa, Chordata, Actinopteri, Perciformes, Cyclopteridae. The record is from RefSeq and is a predicted model, not a curated record. The transcript has 18 exons. Gene Ontology annotation, biological process: cilium movement. The coding region runs from base 1 to 2415 and encodes 804 amino acids. Gene Ontology annotation, cellular component: axonemal dynein complex.
AUGAAGAAACACAGCCAGCUGCUCCACUCUCUCAGGACACCGAGUUCUAGCGUCACACAAAGCAGAAGCAGUUCCCUCUCGGUCGGGGGCAGCAAAAAGAAUAAGAAAAGGAUCACUAAUCAAGCUCCCAAAAAAGAAGUCAAGGUGUUGAAUAAGGAUGGCAAAGACGUCACUCCUCUGCUGCUGUAUCGUGCAGAGCCAGGAGAAGAGUCCCAACCAGGCAGAUACUUUCUGGACGAAGUCUUUACCAGCUCGGGAUCAGACCACUCGAGAUCCCCUUCAAGCUCCAAUGUGCAUUCUUACAGCUCAUUUGUGGGCAACAGCCAACUAUAUACCGCAACAGAGAGCAAGGAUAGUGUUCUUGAACUGGACAUGCCAAUAAACCAUCCAGCUACAAGUGAGGUGCCGAGGAAAAGAGACAAUGUGAAAGAGGAUGUGACAGAAGAGAUGCUGGAUGAGGAAGUAAACAUCUGCCUCUCUGAAACAGAUACCAUUUCACUGCUGGACAUACCCAGCACCUUAAUGUCAGAGGAUGCUGAUGAUGUAGAAGCUAUUAAAGCGAGAAACGUUCAAUAUGCUGAGCUUUGUAAGAACAGAAUGGGCAACGAUAAGUACGUGGCACGAUCCACACAGACUUUCAACGGAACACCCAAAAGCAAGCCGACCCAGACUUACAAUAUUUCUGCGGUGGAUGAAGAGACGAUGGCUUCUGUCUGUGACAUCCAUGACUCUUUGGAAAACCAAAUUAAAACCCUGGAAAGUGGUGAGGAGACUGAGUAUCCAGAGGCUACCGUGAACACCAGCAAAGAUCAAGAAAACAUAAGACGCAGCAGCAGCUGCAGCACAAUUUGCACGGGCAGCACUUGUAGCUUACAGUUAGCAAUGGAAACGUGUGAAAACAGUGGAACGGCUGAUUCCGACCUGCAGCUCAUCAUGUUGUCAGAGUCAUUUAAAUACAGCUUGUUCGUGAUGGAGAGGAGCAUCAUGGCAAACACAUUUCAAACCAAGCUGGCUGCUUAUAAACAGCUGCCCACACUGGAAGACCCUGACAGCACAGUGAAGCCCGGGACCAAGGAACAGGGUGAGGAGGGCUCUUCAUCUCCAAUGCUGGAAUACUUCUUGGAUUUUAGCUGCGAGCUCACCAGAGGAUGCAACAUCACCAGCAUGGCCUGGAACAAGAAGAACCCGGAUAUCCUGGCAGUGGGUUACGGUGACUUUGACUCAAAGAACCAGCAGCCAAGUCUGAUCUGUUGCUGGUGCCUAAAAAACCCUACGUGGCCGGAGCGCAUCAUCCACUGUCACAGUUGUGUCAUAUCCCUGGAUUUCUCCGCCAACAACCCCAGCCAGCUGGCCGUAGGGAUGGACGAUGGCACGAUGGCCAUCUACGAUGUCAGUCGAUGCGACAGCACAUGUAUCGCCGACAGCAGCAAAUGUUUCAAAAGGCACCUGCAUCCAGUGUGGCAGGUCAACUGGAUCAAAGAAGGGAUGGCGUCAUCAGGGCAGGAAAGGGCCGAAGCUCUCAUCUCCGUGUCAGCAGAUGGCAGGAUCUCCAAGUGGUUCCUCUGCAGCGAUGGUCUUGACUGCUUAGUCCUGAUGAAGCUAAAAAAGGAAAAUGCAGAAAACAAGAAGACAGACCAUGUUCUGUCAGUCCUGCUGAAUCCUGGUCUUUGUGUGGACUUCCAUCCAGCAGAUUCCAGUAUCUAUGUGGUUGGCACAUGGGAGGGGCCCAUCCACAAGGGCUGCGUCUCCAACAAUAAGCAUUUUCUAGAAACUUAUCAACAACACUCGUGCCCUGUGAACGGCAUUGAAUGGUCUCCAUUUAAUUCUUAUGUGUUCCUGAGCUGCUCCUCUGACUGGACCAUCCAGCUGUGGAGGAAGGACCUCUUCAUCCCCGUGUUGAGCUUCACAUCCACCCAGAGGGACGUGCUUGGCGUCAAGUGGUCCCCAAACUGGUCCACGGUAUUUGCGGCACACAACGGAGAGCAGGUGGAGAUCUGGGACAUGAAUGCGAGCAUCAUAUACCCAUUAAUUGUGCACCAAGCCCCAGCUGGCGUGAAGGUGAAGUCCCUGCUGUUUACCACAGGGAUCGACUGUGUCCUGGUUGGGGACAGCGACGGGCAAGUGACUGUCUACCAGAUCAAGAACCUCAGUGUGGGAGAAGACAAGAAGGAGGCGGACAGUUUGGAAGACAUCAUCAACUCUGCAGGUAGCUUUGAAAAGUCGGAUUCUGGCAAAAAUCACGCAGGUUUACCAAAAAAAAGUCCCUCAGUUCAGAUUCCGGUCCCCUCUGAGAGCCGAUGCCACGCCGCUGGAGACCCCAGGACGUAUUGCUGGGCCCUGUUGGAGGGGAAGGAGGCACAGGAGAACCAGGACCAGGACCGAGCGGGGCAGACCGUCCAGACCCUGCUGCAGUAA